Messenger RNA from Nematostella vectensis (starlet sea anemone), 8175 nucleotides. Its product is annotated as eIF-2-alpha kinase activator GCN1. The transcript has 56 exons. Gene Ontology annotation, biological process: regulation of translation; cellular response to amino acid starvation. The coding region runs from base 26 to 8071 and encodes 2681 amino acids. Gene Ontology annotation, cellular component: cytosol. The record is from RefSeq and is a predicted model, not a curated record. NCBI's taxonomy places the organism in Eukaryota, Metazoa, Cnidaria, Anthozoa, Actiniaria, Edwardsiidae. Gene Ontology annotation, molecular function: protein kinase regulator activity; protein binding.
GUACUCGUGGCCUUAGAAAUCCAAGAUGGCGGCCCAGGUCGCUGAUACACUAAAAGAUUGUGCUACUAAAAUCACUUCUAGCAAAACUAACGAGAGAGUUCGUGUUUGCCGAGAAGUGCUCAUUCCGUGCAUCCAGAGAGAUGAUUUCACUGAAGUGUUUGUCAAAGCAACAUUCAAGAUAAUUUUCCUCACUCAGCACAGAUACAGAGAUAACAAAUCUCGCAAGGCUGUUGAGGAUGUUAUCAGGGCUCUAGCAGAAAAACAUGGUCUAACUGCUGUGAAGUGCUUUUCUUCUGUGUUUUCUGAUGCUGGAAACUCCAUCAAGAACUAUCAUUUAAGCCCCAAACUAAGUGCGUCAGUUCUGGUCCUCCUAAAAUGGUCUUGCAUCCUGGCAAGGGUGGUGUUUGUCAAAGCCGAGCUCUGCCAUGGGGACGAGUGGUUGAAUUUUGUUGAAACACAGUGCAUAGCAGCUUAUGGUGUGUUUGCUGCGGGGAGCCCUCUAGUGUGCCAAGCGGCACUCAGGAAACUCAAAGGAAUAUGGAGUCAGGUUCAGGGAAUCACCGAAAAAUAUGCAGAAACCAUGGUCCAGCUGAAGCCUUCUCCGUUUCUGCUGUGUCUGGCUGGACUUUUGUUCACAUUCUGUACAAAGAGCAAAGAGGAUCAACAAAUAAUAUCAAAAUACAAGAAAGAACUUCUUGAUGUGUACUUAAAGACUGUGAUCAUGAGCAAAACCAAGCAACCUACACCAGUAUUGGUCCAGAGCUCCCCUCUUCUGUGUCAUUGUACCCAUGACGACUUCAGUGGAAUUCUCUUGCCAGCAGUGCAGAAGGCUUUACUCAGGAGCCCAGAAGUUGUGUUAGAAUGCACUGCCCACCUAAUGUCAUCGAUGUCCAUUGAUUUAUCCAAGUAUGCAGUGAGUCUAUGUAAAAGUAUAUCUGGGCAGCUACGAGCCAAAGAAGAGAUUCACCGGCAGCAGGCAAUCCAGUUUUUCAAGAAUCUCUCAAAGCAAUGUAGUGAUCCAGCGGCUGUAGAGGAGAUGCUAAACUACCUCUUUGGAGUUCUGUAUGGUUCUGAAGGCAAGCUGACAGUCUGGAGUGAUCGGAUGACUGUAUUGGAAGCUGUGCAGGCAUUAGAGGGCUCAUGUAGUAGUGGGAAUGAGUCCAUGGAGAAGUUAGCUGGCAUUGUUGCCCAAAAAAUAACGCAAUUUCUACAGCAGGAAGUAAAUUUCACGGCUCUGGUCCAUGGGCUGGGUGUUUUGGCCUGCUGGUGCAAGUAUUUUACCUCACAUGUACCACCUUCUCUCAUCGAGACAUUCCAGAAAGGGAUGGCCAACAAGAACUCCACUGCCGCAAUUCGAAGUGCCUACUUGAAGUGUAUGGAUAAUGCUUUGAAAGGAAACACCCUACUUCAGGGCAUGGACAUUCUUCCUCAACUCCUGCAGGCUGUUGAGCGUGCCAGUGGACAACCUCACCAGUCCCAAGUUGUUAGCGAAGGGCUAGUUGCCGCCUCCAUACUCAUGCGCCUGUCGCUAGCAGAUGUCCAGGCAGAGACCAAGAUUUCUUCAUUGUGGCCCAUCCUCCUUGAUGCCAAAAAGCAAGUCUUUGUCUCUGAGAAGUUCAUGGCUGCAGCAUCAGAUGACACCAUGCUCAUGCUGCAGUGUGUGAUUGAGAAGCUUUUUGUCAGCUUUUCCUCACAACUCAGCAAGAACAACACUCAUCCUUGGUAUCGAGCACUGAUGGCACUGAUGACCCACACAAGUCAUGAAAUUCGGCAGGCUUCAUGUUCCUGCAUCCAUAGACUAUUUAGCCAUGGUGGUCUGAGUGUAGUGGAGAUGCGAACAGCCUUGUUAGCAGAAUUCACCUCCCUGCUCUCCAAACAACAGGCAUGUCCCUUAAACUCUGCUCCUGUACUCAAUGGCGAUGCAGAUAGUGAAUCCACUAAGGCUGUCAGCCCCAAGGUUUUGGUUCAUGCUCUGCUAACCCUGGCAGUGUCUAAGGAGAGCUUGGGGAUGAGUGAGAGUGACAGGGAAGGCAUCUGCAUGGCAGUCCUGCAGGACUGUCACCAUCCAGUUCUAGCAUCGUACAGGUCAGAACUGUGGGUUGAUAUUGGCCGGAAGAUGAGUCUGGAUGUUAGCUCUGUGGCUGAAAAACAUCAGGAGGACAUACAGAACAUAAUCCUCUCUGGAAAACCUGAUCAACAGACAUGCAAGAAUAUCCUGUCCACCAUGUCACUAGUGUCACCAUCAAAUAUCUUGCCCAGCAUGGUAAAGCACUUAGUAACGGGUCUGACCAAGCCAGAAUUCUGCCAGGUCACAACCGAGGAAUAUAAUAUCCUGAACACACCUGAGGGAGAGAUUUAUGACAAGUCCAAACUGGAGAGUGUAAAGCUCACUGUGUCAGCCAGCCUAAAGAAUAUGAAGAGGGAGUCCAAAGCUUACUCCUAUGAAGAGCAGAAAGCAGAGCUAGAACUGCAAGAGGAAAUCAAGAGAAAAAAGAAAUUAGAAGGCAAAUUGACCAUGAGGGAUGAGAUGAGUGCUAAGGAGAGAGAGGUAUAUGACAACCAGCUAAAAGUGGAGGCCGAUGUACGAGCUAAGAUGAUGGAGUUAAGAGAUGAAAUCACACAGAUUGCCUCCCUUCUGGUGGUAUGUAUUGACUCCAACCCGUCAGUCAUGUCUCGCCACGUCCCUACCACCCUUCAUGUGUUAUUGUCCAUGCUGAACUCCCCCCUGGCUGCUCCAGUCCUUAUUCCAGUCAUCCUGGAGUUGAGGAAGUGUGUAUUUGACAAAGACAUACUGCACAUAGGUACUCUCGUAGCCUACGUCACUCUCCGUGUCAUCAAGCCAUACUGCCCUGUCGACCCACACUGGUGUGCAGAGCCCCUGCAGACAGCAAUCAAGCGAGCUGUCUCCCUUCUGCACAUCCGUACCAUCCCAAAAGAGGAUGGCAACGAUGAGGAUGAGCCACUUAAAGCCACUGCAUUUGCAUACUGCUUCCCCCUGCUCAAGGCAGUCCUGCGAUGUGGCGGUAAGGCCGUCUCAGGAGAUGAUGAACUGAGGAUCAUGGCUGUCCAGGUGUUGGCCAGGCACUGCAAGCUGAGGAGCGAGGGCGAUGAUGAGGAUGAGUGCGGCCCUGAAUUCCUCCCUAGGGAAGACAUGAUCAAUCUCCUCUCGGAAAUGAUCUCCACCAGCUCUGACACUAUCUUGGGUUCACGUCUUCAGCAACUGGCCUCCCUGAGCCUGACAGACCUCUGCCAGUCAGUCAGCGGUGAUGAGGGAUGCGCCGUGGCCGAAACCGCUGAGCUAAUAGCGCUCAUGCACUGUUUGGAGUCAUCCGCUGCUACGUUGCGGUUUGCGGCUCUGCAAGGUCUACUGCGCAUGACCAUGGUCCUGCCCCAACAGGAUGAUGGAACGGCUGAGACAGCAUUAGUUGUUCGUAGGGUCUGGGUUGCACGGUUUGAUGUGGACGAUGAAAACCGAGAACUGGGAAAGAGGCUUUGGGAUGAGGCGCAUUACGAGUCGCCCGAGUCGCUCUGUAGCGGACUGCUACAGGAUGUCGUCCAUGAUGUCUCAGUGGUGCGCGAGGCAGCUUCUUCAGCACUCGCAGAAGCCAUUAGCCGCCAACCAGACCUGGCCACACCUAUACUUCACGAACUCACACAGCUCUACGGGGAGAAGCUGAAGAUCCCACCCCCAGUGUAUGACAGCCUAGGCCACAUCAUCUCCGAUCCCUUCUGCGACCCAUGGCCUGCUAGGGCUGGGAUAGCCCAAGCCCUAGGCAAGCUUUCGCCCUCCCUGGCUGAGGAUCAGGUGUCUUCGCUGUUCAACUUUUUUGUACCAACCGGUCUAGGGGAUAGACACGAGGAAGUGCGCAAGCACAUGCUGGAGGCCGCUCUCAAGUGUAUCAAUGACCACGGAAAGGUCAAUAUCCACUUACUGCUGCCUGUAUUUGAGGGAUUCCUGGAUAUUGCGCCAGACACGUCUGCGCAUGACACCAUACGGCAGUCCGUGAUCAUUCUGAUGGGAUCGCUGGCUCGCCAUCUUGACAAAGAUGAUCCAAAGGUGAAGCCAAUUGUCACAAAAUUGAUCGAGGCGCUGUCAACGCCAUCACAACAGGUGCAAGAAGCGGUGGCGAACUGCCUCCCUCCGCUUGUCCCUGCAAUCAAAGAAGAGGCCCCCGACUUAGUAAAGAGAUUACUAAACCAGUUGUUGGAGUCCACUGCUUACGGGGAACGCAAAGGCGCGGCGUAUGGUCUGGCUGGAAUCGUCAAAGGACUGGGAAUACUCUACUUGAAGAAGCUCAAUAUUAUGACCACGCUACAAGACGCCAUUCAGAACAAGAAGAACUAUAGACACAGAGAAGGUGCCUUGUUCGCCUUUGAGAUGCUCUGUACGAUGCUUGGCCGGCUUUUUGAGCCGUACGUAGUACACGUCCUUCCGCACCUACUGCUCUGCUUCGGUGAUGGCAACCAAUACGUCCGGGAGGCAACAGACGAGACAGCCCGUGCAAUCAUGAAGAAUCUGAGUGCACACGGUGUCAAGCUUGUGUUACCAUCACUACUUGCUGCCCUGCAGGAAGACUCAUGGAGAACUAAAACUGGGAGCGUGGAGUUACUUGGCGCUAUGGCGUACUGCGCCCCAAAGCAGCUCUCCUCGUGUCUCCCAAGUAUCGUCCCCAUGUUGUGCAAGGUGCUGACAGACUCGCACAUCAAGGUGCAGAAGGCUGGCGCCCAGGCUCUUAAUCUCAUCGGCUCGGUCAUCAGGAAUCCCGAGAUCCAGGCUAUCUCAUCCGUGCUGUUAGAAGCUCUUAUGGACCCCUCCACCAAGACCGCCACAUGUCUACAAGUUCUGCUUCAGACCUCUUUUGUGCAUUUUAUUGACGCGCCUUCCCUUGCCCUGAUCAUGCCCGUGCUGCACCGCGCCCUCAGCGAAAGAUCGACUGAGACUAAGAAGAUGGCGGCUCAGAUUAUUGGCAAUAUGUACUCACUCACGGAUACGAAGGAUCUAGCGCCAUACUUACCAUCGGUUGUACCGGGUCUCAAACAGUCCCUACUUGACCCUGUGCCGGAGGUCCGUGCGGUGUCGGCUCGUGCUCUCGGCGCUCUCGUCAAGGGGAUGGGUGAGGAGAGUUUUGUGGAUCUGCUGCCUUGGCUGAUGGAGACUCUGACGUCUGAGAACAGCAGUGUGGACAGAUCAGGAGCUGCGCAAGGUCUGAGUGAGGUCCUAUGCGGUCUGGGUGUGGACCGACUAGAAAAGCUGAUGCCCGAGGUGAUUGCCACAACAGGGAAGUCUGAACUAUCGCCGCACGUGCGUGAGGGUUAUCUCAUGCUGUACAUCUACCUGCCGACCACCUUCAAAGACGCAUUCAUACCCUAUGUGGGGCCUAUCGUGCCAUCAAUACUCAAGGGCCUUGCGGACGAGGUAGAGUUCGUCCGCGAUACCUCUUUGCGCGCUGGUCAGCGUAUCGUGAAUGUAUACGCAGACACGGCUAUUGAGCUGUUCUUGCCUGAGCUCGAGAGAGGUCUGUUCGACGAUAACUGGCGCAUACGUCACAGCUCAAUCCAGUUGCUAGGCGACCUGCUAUAUAAAGUGUCAGGCGUUACUGGCAAGAUGACAACCGAGGGAGACGAGGACGACAACUUCGGUACAAGCCAUUCUAACCAGAAAAUUAUUGCUGCGCUGGGACUAGAGCGCCGUAACCGGGUGUUGGCCGGUUUGUACAUGGGACGGUCCGACGUCUCGCUGAUCGUCCGUCAAGCCGCUCUACACGUCUGGAAGGUCGUCGUCCCCAAUACCCCUCGCAUCUUGAGGGAGAUCCUCUCCACACUGUUCUCCCUGCUACUGGGAUGCCUCGCUAGCAAGAGCUACGACAAGAGACAGGUCGCCGCCCGCACACUGGGUGACUUGGUCCGCAAGCUUGGUGAGCGUGUGCUGCCCGAGAUCAUCCCGAUACUCGAGAGAGGUCUGAAGAGCAGCAAAAGCAACGAACGUCAAGGCGUGUGCGUAGGGCUGAGUGAAAUCAUCGGAUCGACAAGCAAAGACCAGGUGACCCAGUACGUCGACUCUCUCAUCCCCACCGUGCGCCACGCCCUGUGUGACCCGCUCCCUGAAGUACGCGCAGCGGCCGCCAAGACAUUCGACAACCUGUACCACACGAUCGGCCACAAGGCGCUAGAAGACAUCUUGCCCGAUCUUCUAGUCAAAAUGGACGAUCCAGCCAUGGCGGAGUACGCCCUGGACGGGUUACGCCAAGUUAUGCAGAUCAAGAGUCGGGUUGUACUGCCCUUCCUGGUGCCCAAGCUGAUCACGCCGCCUGUGAAUUCCCGUGCACUGGCCAUCUUGUCUGCUGUAGCUGACGAGUCCCUCACGAGGCAUCUGAACAAGAUCCUCCCAGCUCUGCUGAACGCCAUGCAGGAGUCCCAAGGCACAGAGUCCCACGAAGAGGAGCUUGAAUCCGCCAAGAAGCUUGUCCUGUCUGUCGAGGACGAUGCUGGUGUCCGGACCGUUAUCGAGGAACUGAUUGAGUCUUCCAAGAACUCCAACCCAGGAAUACGCAAAUCUGCUGUCACUUUACUGCACACAUUCUGUAGCGAGACGAGCAGUGACUUCACGGAAUUCGUGCCUAACCUGUUCCGCUACUCCCUUCACCUCAUGAACGACACCGACAUAGACGUGGUCACAGGAAGUUGGGAUCUUCUGCAAGCCGUCACCAAGAGUCUCGAUGCUAGUGAUCAGCUGUCAUACAUCGCGCCUCUCAGGCAGGCCAUCAAGUACGUGGCGGAUGAGGUCAAGGGGGAUGAUCUUCCUGGCUUCUGCCUGCCAAAGAAGGGUAUAACCCCUGUCCUGCCGAUAUUCCGUGAGGGGAUCCUGAAUGGCACCCCUGAGCUGAAGGAGCAGGCCGCGUAUGGCCUGGGCGAGGUCAUAAGCCUGACAAGCGCUGCAGCCCUCCGACCAUCUGUGGUUAACAUCACAGGUCCUCUCAUCCGUAUCCUUGGCGACCGCUUCAGCUGGAACGUCAAGGUGGCAGUGCUUCAGACGCUCGGAUUGCUGCUAGGAAAGGUCGGUGCGAUGCUGAAGCCGUUCCUACCCCAGCUCCAGACCACCUUCAUCAAGGCUCUCAACGACCCCAACAAGACAGUACGACUCCAGGCGGCCGCCGCACUGCAACAACUGGUGGUGCUGCACACACGCGUGGACCCCCUGUUCACUGAGCUACAAAACGGCGUGAAGAACACCGAGGAUGAUACUAUCAGGGAAACGCUACUUCAAGCACUGCGAGGGGUGAUCGCCGCCGCGGGGCAAAAGAUGGGCGAGGCCGUGCGCAAAACGUUGACGGCGACACUGUUGAGCUUACUUGGUCAUGGAGAGAAUAGCAUCCGCGUGGCGGCGGGGGGGUGCGUUGGCUCGAUGGCGCUUAUCGUCCCUGACGAAGAGCUGGAUGGUAUUGUCAAUGACAACCUUACAGUUAACGACCCAACGGUUGAAUGGACCUUGCGCCACGGUAACGCAAUUGCAUUGUCAGCGGUCUUACAUGACGCACCUGAUAAAGCCGUUGCUUGUGGUCUAUAUGACGUCAUAACCAGCACAGCUGUGACCCAUGCCACCACGGACAGGAUCCCUACCUGUAGUUAUGGUGUUCGUUCCCUCGGUUUCAUUCUUAGUCACUCGAGCAAGCAGUCCCAGCCGAUAGCACCCAAAGUCCUAUCCACGCUCGCCAAGAAUAUCCAAGAUGGCGCCAACGAAGUGCGCAUGCUCGGUGCCAGUGCUGUGACGUAUGCGGCGAAAUCCGUAGACAGACCGCUGGACUCGAGUGCGCUGAAGGCUCUUCUCCCAGCACUUGUAGCGUCUGCGCGAGAUAAGAACACCGGAGUGAAGGCGUCCGCUGAACGGGCGCUGGCUCAUCUACUCCGGCUGGGGGCUGGUGACGAGACUUUACAGGCGAGUUCCAAGCUUCUGGACAAACCCACAUCCGAGACCCUUGCAGAAAUCACAAGAAAGACACUGCGUAAAAUCGCCGCUCAGCAGGAUUCUGGGAUCGACGAAAUGACAUCACCAUUCACCAUGGAAAUGGGCUGACAUUAGCUGCAAGAUAUAGGAAUUGUGAUAUCGAAAGAGUAAUAGCUGGUCCAUCAUGUCAGGAGUAAUACGCCAUUAAAACAGAAGUAAUUGAUUCCAAGUAA